AUGAGUGACGAAACGAACGGGGUUGAACCCCAAGGGUCGCCCGAACACUAUGCCAUCGGUAUCUCGUUUGGAAAUUCCUACAGCUCCAUCGCGCAUAUUUCCGGCGAAGGCAAAGUGGAGGUCAUUGCAAACGAAGAAGGAGAUCGACAAAUCCCCUCCAUCCUAUCUUACGUCGAAGGAGAGGAGUUCCAUGGCACGCAGGCAAAGGCGCAGUUGGUGCGGAACAGCAAAAACACCGUCGCAUUCUUCAGAGACUUUAUUGGCAAGGAUUACAAGUCAAUUGAUCCUACGCCUUGCCAUGCCUCCGCACACCCCAUCGAGGAAAAGGGCGAGAUCUGCUUUGCCAUACGGGACACGGCAGACAGCGAGACUGAAAACAAAAUCUCCGUCUUGGAGAUCGCUGCCCGUCAUUUGAAGCGUCUGAAGAACUCGGCAUCCGACUUUACUGGCCGGGCUGUCACGUCAGCCGUGGUGGCGGUGCCGACGGACACCAACGACGAACAAAAGGCCGCCCUCACCAAAGCCGCUGCCACCAUCCAGGUGGAAAUCCUCCAGUUUAUGCCUGAACCCAUCGCAGCCCUCCUUGCCUACGACUCGCGAUCCCCGGAUGCCACCGCCGAUAAGAUCGUGCUGGUUGCCGACUUUGGAGGAAACCGAUCCGAUGUCGCCGUGGUGGCAUCAAGAGGAGGCAUGUACAGCAUUUUGGCAACUGCACACGACUACGAACUAGGUGGCACGCAGCUCGACCAGGUCUUGAUUGACCACUUUGCCAAGGAGUUUGAGAAGAAGCACAAAUCUGACCCACGUAAGAAUGAGCGGAGUCUGGCCAAGCUGAAGCUCGAAGCUGAAGCGGUCAAGAAGGCUCUGAGCCAGAGCAGCAGCGCCACCUUCAGCGUCGAAAGCCUUGCCGACGGUGUGGACUUUCGGUCUACGGUCAACCGAAGUCGGUACGAGAUUCUCGCCUUGAAGACCUUUGGACGGUUUACCCGACUCGUUGAGGAAGUGAUCAAGAAAGCCGGACUGGAUGUGCUGGAUAUCGACGAGGUCAUCAUGUCUGGCGGCACAUCUCACACCCCCAAAAUCGCAAAGAAUAUCGAAGCACUGUUCCCGGAGUCAACACAGGUUCUCGCCCCAGCAACGACGCCCUCCGCAUUGAACCCUUCGGAGCUAUCCGCAAGAGGAGCCGCUCUGCAGGCUUCCCUGAUCCAGGAGUUUGAGAAAGAGGACAUCGAUCAAUCAACGCACGAGAUGGUGACGGUCACGCCUCAUCUAUCCGCCGCCAUCGGCUAUCAAGUGACCGGCCAGCCUGACGACGUGCUCAACAUAAUCAUCCCCCCGGACACGGCUGUCCCCGCUCGAAGAACCAAGGUGAUCGAGGGCCUGGAAGGCGACGUGCUCUUCCGCAUCAGCGAAGGCGAACGCGAGAUCAAAGUCACACAGCCGGAACGACCAGCAAAACCUGUAACCAACGGCGCGAAAGUGGAAGACGCAAAUGACGACGACGACGAUGAUGAUGAUGAAGAAGACGACGACGACGAGCCCGAAGAAAUCCGCGAGAAGGUCUGGCGGCCCAAGCAGCCCCUGGCCGAGUUCGUGUUCCGGGGCCUGAAGAAGGGAUCCAAGAUCGAAGUCAUAGUCAACGUCGACGCGGAGAUGGCUCUGUCGAUCGCGGCACGGGAAAUAGGUGGCAAGGGAGGCAUCCGCGGCGAGAUCAAGGCCGCCGCCACCGCCGCCGAGACGACGCAGCAGAACGGAAGCGCUUAA
Molecule: messenger RNA, 1764 nt
Organism: Fonsecaea erecta
Lineage: Eukaryota; Fungi; Ascomycota; Eurotiomycetes; Chaetothyriales; Herpotrichiellaceae
Exons: 1
Coding region: 1-1764 (587 amino acids)
Biological process (GO): protein folding
Cellular component (GO): nucleus; cytosol
Molecular function (GO): ATP-dependent protein folding chaperone; ATP binding
Source: RefSeq, a predicted model, not a curated record